UUUACAGGUAGAAAAUUAAUUGAUAGCUUUUCUUUGCAGCUUGUAUCUCUGACAUGUGAUGGGUUAACAGGUGCCGUUCAGGACAGAAUGAGAGCAGAACACCACGUGCAGUCACACCAUAUGAUGUUUAACAUGAAUCUCUGGUCAAUUGGUAUCUUAGCGAUCACUCUCUUGACCAGUGGUGAAGUUUUCCAGUUCAUAGCAUUUUGCCAGCGGUAUCCAUAUGUUUUACUACACAUACUAACAUUCAGCGUGGCUAGCGCUGUAGGACAGAAUUUCAUCUUCAUGACCGUGGCUAACUUUGGCCCCCUGACUUGCUCCAUCAUCACAACAACUCGUAAAUUCUUCACAAUCCUCGGCUCGGUGCUCUUGUUUGGAAAUUCGCUUAUCGCCCGCCAAUGGCUUGGUGUGGUUUUUGUUUUCGCUGGACUCACACUGGAUAGCAUAUAUGGAAAAGCAAGGAAAAAAGCGUAGAGAGAUAAUUAUCUGAAAAUUAGGUAGUACAAGUAAUUUUGUGGUCGGAAUCGGUAAAACGGUAGAGAAUAGUUGAGCCAGCGGUUUUCGUUAACCGGUCGAUUAGGAAUUUACUUGUUUUCUCCCGCUGUCAAUUCAACAAAGAAACAAAUAUAUUUAAUAGUUUCUGUAUGUUUGUUAAUAGAAAAUCUAUAUGAAAUAGUCGUAGUUUACAAGUUAGUAUAAUGUGAAAGCUGAGAAACGAAGACUAUAGCGUUUAGAACGCCGAGCACGUUUUGGUUUCUCUCAGUUGUGAUGGGGUUAGAAGAGUAGCGGUCACUGUCAGAAAACCAAAACAGCUUACGUGAAUCAGAAACAAGUGGAUCAAAAAUUUGUUACACGCAUUUCCUUUCGACAUAGGCGGGGGGAAAGCGGGUGGAUGAAGGGGGAAAAACUUGUAUUUUUCAACGAACAACUGCCUCAAGCCCUCAUAUGCAUUCUCCGAAGUGGACCCGGCCAUAGAUUAACUGGAUACUGUUCCCGGAGAUCGCCAAGAAGUUUUCUUGUAGUGGCAACUAGUUA
This is a messenger RNA of Stylophora pistillata, 1035 nucleotides long. Its product is annotated as solute carrier family 35 member B1-like. NCBI's taxonomy places the organism in Eukaryota, Metazoa, Cnidaria, Anthozoa, Scleractinia, Pocilloporidae. Gene Ontology annotation, cellular component: Golgi membrane; endoplasmic reticulum membrane. Gene Ontology annotation, biological process: UDP-galactose transmembrane transport. Gene Ontology annotation, molecular function: UDP-galactose transmembrane transporter activity; UDP-glucose transmembrane transporter activity. The record is from RefSeq and is a predicted model, not a curated record.